Messenger RNA from Osmia bicornis bicornis, 2242 nucleotides. Its product is annotated as homeobox protein engrailed-1a-like. Lineage: Eukaryota; Metazoa; Arthropoda; Insecta; Hymenoptera; Megachilidae. Bases 453 to 1493 code for a protein of 346 amino acids. The record is from RefSeq and is a predicted model, not a curated record. Gene Ontology annotation, cellular component: nucleus. Gene Ontology annotation, biological process: neuron differentiation; multicellular organism development; regulation of transcription by RNA polymerase II. The transcript is spliced from 2 exons. Gene Ontology annotation, molecular function: RNA polymerase II cis-regulatory region sequence-specific DNA binding; DNA-binding transcription factor activity, RNA polymerase II-specific.
GCCAGUCAGACCCGUCACAGCACUCGCACGAGUCCUCGGAAACCUCGAGAAAAGCCAAUACUAAGGAGACUUCCCGCUCUUGGAGCCGAUCCAGAGUCGAACCGUUUUGGCAAACAGGGACCGUUUCACCAUUUCACCCAGCUACCACGUGAACGGUACCAAACAGGAUCGCGCGGGAAAGGAACCAUCAAAAUUCGAUGACACACGAAGCUAAGAAACCGUUCGUGUUUAUGGACGAUACAGUGAAGAAAGUAUAGUGCCACACGUGCGAUCAUUAUUGAACAGUGUUUUGGCCAGUGAUCUUUGAUUAAUGACUCAAGUGACAGGUGUGACCUCGUGUUAUCGUGCAAAUAUGAUGACAGAAGGUUAAGAACCUCCUAAAUCAGACCACAUUAGUCAACAAUCGAGACAGACAAUUGAAUUGCACGAAACAGUAUUUAGAAUAUCGAAAAAUGAGCGUAGCACUAGUGACGAUGGAUUCUGCAUACGGUCUUCGAUUGGGGAUUGGCAGCCACCAUCACCACCACCACCAUCAUCAUCACCGAGUGCGUUCUCCGGAGAGUCACGUGGUGCCCCGUCAAGAACAACCCCAAGAUCGUAAGGAGGACAUCGAGACACCGUUGAGAUUCAGUGUCGUGAAUAUUCUGAGGCCAGAUUUUGGCAGGGAGGCGAUUCUCAGUACGAAAGCCCCGAAACAAACGAGCUUGGUGACCGGACACUCAACGACGAUCCCAGUUCCGAUUCCACGACACAGUCCUCUCUCACUUCCGCGGGAUUUAAGUCUAUCCUCGAAUAGAUUAUCUCCGACGAGACCUCAACCGAGUUUCUCGGUGCACAGAGAAAGAGAACUGUUUUCCACUCAUUGCGGACUGACAUCGCCGCUUCAGAGGAACAGUGGCCUGAGCAGAAGCGGAAGCCUCGAGAGUCUAGCCAGCAAUAGGAGCUCCGUAACCGGAAGCUCCGUUACUGGAGCUCCUUCUUUGGGCUCCGCGUCCUCCACCAUCGGCACUGACUCCUUGAGCGGGGACAGCAACUCCGGAAGUGCAAGCAAUUCCACUACGAACCAAUCUGCGAUCAACGGACAGAGCCCUUGGCCGGCCUGGGUUUAUUGCACCAGAUACUCGGACAGACCGUCUUCCGGUCCCCGCACGAGGAGAGUGAAACGCUCGCAGAGCGGAAGCAAGAGUGGCACACCGGAAGAGAAGAGACCUCGAACCGCGUUCAGCGCCGAGCAACUGGCGCGACUCAAGAGGGAAUUCGCGGAAAAUCGAUACCUCACAGAGAGAAGAAGACAACAGCUGUCCAGAGACUUGGGUCUGAACGAGGCACAGAUCAAGAUCUGGUUCCAGAACAAACGAGCGAAAAUCAAGAAGGCCAGCGGACAGAAAAAUCCGCUCGCUCUUCAGCUAAUGGCAGAGGGUCUGUACAAUCACUCGACGGUACCGGUGGACGAGGACGGAGAGGAAGUUGAUACCGGAAAUCCUUCGCACUAACCAUGAAAGACAAACGAGUAUUGAGACAUUUCAGGUUACCUUGAAAUCAACAUCGUUUCAUCGACUUUAAUUAGCGCUCGAAGAAACCCGUAAUUGCUAGAUAGCAAAGCUGUUAUUGGAAAAGAUUAAAAUAUCGUCAAGGUAACUUGAAAUUUCCUUUGUCUUUCCGUUGUUUGAUGUCGCGAUCUCAGCGAUCAGGAGUGAUCAACAGAAAUUACUUGCUCUCGAAGCAAUUUGAAACGCUGUACGACAAUAUUCAUCGUUCGCGAACGCUCUAAUUGCGUUCAGCGAUUACCAAAUAAUUUUCUACCUAGUUUAGAUCCUAAAUCGUAACCGGCUAGAUAGAAAAGUUGUACGAUCGUACGCGAAUCGCAGACUGAUCCUUUAUGUAUUUAUCGAUUAUGUAUAUCUACGUAGAUCGAACUGUGGUAGCCGAGCUGGGUACGAUUCUUAUCGAUUUAGACGCUUAAAUUAAUUUAUUUCCUCUGUACAUAAUUGUAAAUACGACUGGUCGUAAAUGUGUAUAUGUAUGAUACGAGAUAAAGUUUAAUCGCCGCGCGAAGAUUCUAUUAUUUGUGUAGGUAGGAGUGCGCACCGUCGCGUGUGAAUACGAAACGAUCUCACACUGUAUAUUCCUAAUUAUUGUACGAGUAUUAUACGUACAUGUAUAUUACGUAGACAGACUUGGACAGCAUGCCGUAUAUACCAGUGUCUCACAAUAUGUGGUCGAUAUAAUCUAUGUAACCUGC